Messenger RNA from Anolis sagrei ordinatus, 2492 nucleotides. It is a transcript of the gene NAAA, whose product is annotated as N-acylethanolamine acid amidase. Gene Ontology annotation, molecular function: fatty acid amide hydrolase activity. Lineage: Eukaryota; Metazoa; Chordata; Lepidosauria; Squamata; Anolidae. The record is from RefSeq and is a predicted model, not a curated record. Gene Ontology annotation, cellular component: lysosome. Gene Ontology annotation, biological process: fatty acid metabolic process.
GAAUCUCGGUCCCGGGGGCGGCUCCUGUGUGGCCGUGUGAAGCCAACACUUGGAGCGCUGUGCCGGCCACUUGGGGGUCAUCACUUCCUCCUCCUCCUCCUCUUCCCUCUCUUCUCUGCUCGGGUUCCGGCUCCUGUGUGUCUCCAGGGAAGGAGAGAAGGCAGCCUGCCUCGAUGGGGAGCCGGCGGCGGGGCUCCUGCGCCUGGCUCUUCUUCAUCUUCUCCUUCUCCUCCUUCUGGCUGACUUGCGGUACUGAGCCUCAAACCCGGGACCCUUCUCCUCCUUUGGACCCGGAGCCUUGGCCGUGCAAUGUCAGCCUGGACAGCCCGCCUGAGCAACGCUGGGACCCGGUUUUGAAGCGCUUCGACCCGGCUUUCCUCCGCUUCGCCUUUGCGCGCAUCCUCCAGGAAAGCAUCCCCAAGUGGGUUCACGCCAUCAUUCGGCCCAUUGCUGAAGAAAUCGUAUCCUGUGUUCCUCAGCCAUUUGCAGGAGAAAUUUGGGGGCUUUUCAAAGCUUUGGACCUGAACGUCGGUGAUGGCCUUUUGCUCAAUCUGGCCUAUGAAUCCUCCGCGUUUUGCACCAGCAUCAUUGCUCAAGACAGCAACGGAACUAUAUACCAUGGCCGGAAUAUGGAUUAUGCCUUUGUAGACAUUUUACGCAAUAUGACCAUUGAUGUGAAUUUCUUAAAGGAUGGUCAGGUCAAGUUCAGGGGCACAACAUUUAUGGGUUAUGUUGGUUUAUGGACAGGACAACGUCCACACAAGUUUACCAUCUCUGGGGAUGAGAGAGAUGCUGGCAAUUGGUGGGAGAAUGCCAUCGCAGCUUUCUUCAAUCGAAACAUUCCCGUCAGCUGGCUCAUCAGAAUUGCUUUGAGUGAAGCAGAAGACUUUGAAGCCGCUGCUCUUAUGCUGGCUAACACUCCAAUUAUAGCUAACGUCUACUACAUCAUUGGAGGCACAACACCCAAGGAGGGUGCAGUGAUUACAAGAAAGAGAAGUGGUCCAGUUGAUAUUUGGCCCUUGGACCCUUUGUCUGGCGGCUGGUAUCGGGUGGAGACGAAUUACGACCACUGGACAACCCCUCCUCCUUCUGAUGACCGAAGAACUCCAGCCAUCAAAGCACUGAAUGCCACAGGACAAGAAAAUAUUAACCUUGAGUCACUCUAUAAAAUAUUGUCAGAACAGCCAGUCUUAAACAAGGACACAAUUUACACCACAGUAAUGAGUGCUGCAUACCCAGACAAAUAUACAACACGGAUCAGGACCCUGAAGUGAAGAUAUAAAAGGAAGGAAACUCUUCAGACGAACAGCUUGGCAGUUCGUGGAGUAGCUACAAGCUUGGAUAUAUAUGGAUAUUUCACAUGAUACUGACAACCUAGUUUUUCCUUCAGCAAAUCAGGACUCCCUGACAAUGUGAAAGUGCCUUAUGAAAUUUCACAAAUGAGACAACAUUUAGUGUUUCGUGGUACUGAACGAAAGUUACAGGGAUUUCCCUUGACUCUGUUUUAAUGGCAUGACUCAAUGCAAUGGAACAAUGAGAGUUAUAGUUUUUCAAGGUUUUUAGCUUUCUCUGCCCAAGAGUGCUGGUGCCUCACCAAACUACAAUUCCUAGGGUUCUAUAGCAUUGAGCCAUGGCAGUUUAAAGUGGUUUCAAACUGCAUUAAUUCUACAGUGUAGGGUGCAGCCAAUGUUGGGGAGAUACGGGAUGAAGCUGAACAAGUAAAGAUCUGAUUCCAACCUGGUUGGAACCAGCUCUAUGUUUAUUGAUCCGAUGUAUGUCUUGCCUUUGUCCCAAAAUUGAGAUCAAUAGCAGCUCGCAGCACAAUUCUUUUAGAAAGAUGCAAAACUUUUGUAGCACAGUUAUUAAAAUACAUAGGAAUUAAAAACAUUAUCAAUGCAAAGCGUUUAUUUUGCACAUCCCUUCCCUUUCAGGGUAAGAAGGGGGAAUAACUGGGGAUGCAAUUAGAUUGCCUUUCCCUAAAAGCCAUAACUGUACAAAGCACUUAGAGAAUGCACUGUUGGUUGUCUAAAAUGUAAGACAACAAUCUUCUCACUUAGAGGAUUAUUUUUGGUCCUGCCAAAGGAAUGGUAACCAUAAUUUGAAAAAAAAAAUGAUUUCAUUGGGUUGUUGUGAGUUUUCUGUACGGUCAUGUUCUAGAAGCAUUCUCUCCUGACAUUUCACCCACAUCUGUGGCAGGCAUCCUCAGAAUUCUGGGCACCACAAUUCAAGAGAGAUAUUGACAAGCUGGAAUGUGUCCAGAGGAGGGCGACCAAAAUGAUCAAGGGUCUGGAGAACAAGCCCUAUGAAGAGUGGCUUAAGGAGCUGGGCAUGUUUAGCCUGAAGAAGAGAAGGCUGAGAGGAGAUAUGAUAGCCAUGUAUAAAUAUGUGAGAGGAAGCCACAGGGAGGAGGGAGCAAGCUUGUUUUCUGCUUCCUUGGAGACUAGGAUGUGAAACAACGGCUUCAAACUACAAGAGAGGAGAUUCCAUCUGAA